CUCAUUUCUUUAGGCUUAAAAAAAAAACACUCAAAAUUAAGCCAAUCAAAACCCCUCCGGGGCCGACGCGCUAUGUUUGGACACCCAACAUUCCCACGCUCCUCCUCCGAGUUUCUCAGCGACUCCCUGCCGUCUCCCGAGGACAUCAUAACGUCGCCGUUAAACUUCCCAUUACGUUCGCUAACUCAACUCACUGUGGCCGAGUCUUCCGACUCCGUGAGUGACGCGUUCCACAGUGGCAGCGGCAGCGGGAGUUACAACUCGCCGAGUUUCUGUACUCGGACUGGGAAACCGAGUUUGAUGCAGAGGAGCGUCAGUAGCCAUUCCCUUCAAUUUCAAAAGAACGGGCUUCAUAGUCAUUUCGCCUCGAGCCUUAACGAGUUUAUUGACUCUGAUUCCGGUCCGGUCAGGAGAGUUUUUAGUACCGGUGAUUUGGACCAGGGGCAGCAGAGUCAUCGGAGGUCAGAGAGUCCAUUGUCAAGUGAGAGUAAUGCUAUCAUUGAAGGAAUGAGCAGAGCCUGCCGCUAUAGUCCCGAGGAAAAGAAAGAGAGGAUUGAAAGAUACCGAAGCAAAAGAAACCUCAGGAACUUCAACAAGAAGAUUAAGUAUGCAUGUAGGAAAACGUUGGCAGAUAGUAGGCCACGCAUCCGAGGACGAUUCGCAAGAAAUGAAGAAAUUGAAAAGAAUCCUCAGGUUGAAUGGAGCAACGUAGGUGGAGAGGAAGAGGAAGAAGAUGAGGAGAAUUGGAUCCAUUUUCUAGAUUCGCUCUCGGCAAAUCUGAUUAAUCCUUAAUAUUAAAACAGUUGGUACUGUUUUGUUCAAAUAUUAGUGUGGAAAUUUUAGAUUUGCUUGUUUUAUAUAUAUAUUUUGAUGCAAUGUUAAGUCAUUUUCAGCUUCAAAUAGUUGUUGUAAAUAUGAUUGAUCACAUUAUUCAUAUAAGAUUAUGGAAUUCCAAGGCUCACCCGAGAGUGAGAUUUAUAAAUGGCAGGGCAUGAGUUGCAGAAUAGGCAAAUUUGUGAUUAACUUGAACAAUAGCCAAUUUUCCAUCACAUUCAAAUAACCCAUACUUUGCCCCAUCCAAAUUACAGAUGUUAGCAAGUGGUACAUUUCUUAUAUUAUUGAUUUGAGCCCGAAUUUCUCGACUAAUCUGAUACUUGAUUAAGAAGUUUUAACUGUUGACAAAAAGGUGUGAAUGCUGCCGACA
This is a messenger RNA of Durio zibethinus, 1204 nucleotides long. RefSeq lists its product as uncharacterized. The record is from RefSeq and is a predicted model, not a curated record. Gene Ontology annotation, cellular component: nucleus. Gene Ontology annotation, biological process: regulation of flower development. NCBI's taxonomy places the organism in Eukaryota, Viridiplantae, Streptophyta, Magnoliopsida, Malvales, Malvaceae. Gene Ontology annotation, molecular function: DNA-binding transcription factor activity; protein binding.